GCAGCCGGCCGUGAGGGUUGGGUUUCACUCUUCAAUGUGUAUGCAGUGUAAGAUAACCUUGCCAUUAAGGACAGCACACAGGGAGGAGACGGGAGGCUCAUUGUGUGAAGCAUCAUUUUGCUCUAUAGGCACAGAGUCGGGCUAAUGCUCACAGGUACUGGACGUACAUCGAGCCUCUGGACUUCUGACAGACAAUAAUGAGAUGAUUGCCGGAUAGAUCCGGGCAGAAUGAUAAGGCGUUCCGGCGAUGGGAGCCAAGCAGUCGGUGGUUGGCAGCGUUCCCUUGAGUCAUUCGCCCACUCUGAAGAACAUCCAAGAGGCCUAUACGGAUGGUGAGGACCAGAGGGCACGCGAGCUAAUCCGGCUUUCCUGCGAGAAUAAUGGCGGAGCGGGACCGGAUGGGGUGCAGCUCCUGUGUUUGGUGGCUCAGAACGGUGACUUGGACGGCGUUCGGUUCUUGCUGCAGGAAGCUCGAGUUACGGUUCCACAGGAGCCCAGCGAAGAAAACCCUGCCGUCUUAGCAGCACAUCACGGACAUCAGCUGUUGGUCCGAGAGCUGCUGGACUCCAUACCGCGUCCGUGCGUCCGUAAGGAUCUGCUGAACUGGAUGUUGGCUACGGCGUGUCAGCAGGGUCAUCUAGAGGUGGUGAAGCUGCUGGUUCAUACAUACAAUGCUGACACCGAGGACUGCGCUGUUCAUUCAGGAGAGUUUGCCAUCAUCACCGGUUUGCCCCUGUACGCCGCAGCACAGGCAGCAAAUAAGGAGGUCGCGUGUUUUCUGCUGGACAAUGGAGCCAGUUUCUCCUCGUACACGCUGAUGGAUCACGCAGACUUCAGCAGGCAGCUGCUCAGACAGCGCCACCUGCAGGACAAAGACGCUCCUGCGGACGGGACGCUGCUGCAGGUGAGACUCAUCCCGCUGAAUUGUUUUAAGGUCAGCGCUGGAUCUGUAUUAGCUAACAGCCGGCGUUCUGCUGCAGGCACGAACUGGAUCGGCCUCCGUAAGCUGCAGGAGCUGGAUGUGUCCGACAACAGCCUGACGGACCUGCCCUCCUCCAUCCUGCACUGUCUGAAGGCCCUCAGCUCUCUCAACAUCAGCAGAAACAAACUCAGCAGCUUCCCCGACCCCUGGGCCUGUCCUCUGAAAAUCUGCAAAGCUUCAAGCAACCAGAUCGAGUUCCUUCCUGACACCAUCUCCAUCUUCUGGAAGACUCAUCUGAUGGAGGUGGACAUCUCCGAGAACGUCCUGAAGGAGCUGCCCUCAUACAUAUUUGAGCUAGAGGCCAUCGUCUCUCUGAAGUUGUGUGGGAACCAAAUCUCCACUCUGCCCUCUCCAAACAAAUGGAAAUGCUCUUGUCUGCGAACACUAGACCUGUCCAGAAACCAACUGGGGAAAACGGGAGAGCCGACCAAAACCAGGAAACUGGCCUUCUUCACUACAUGGCACAGACGAGACCCAGAGCCAGUUUGUCCCAUUCAGUUUCCUGUAAUCCUGCGGGAUUCUCUGGAAGUUCUCUUCCUGAAUGACAACCAGCUGGAGUGUGUGCCGCCGUCAGUGUGUGCCCUCAAGAACCUCUCCGAACUCUAUCUGUCCAAUAAUCCAGGUAUCCAGGAUCUUCCUGUUGAGCUCGGGCAGCUCUCCAACCUCUGGCAGCUGGACAUCGAAGACCUGAACAUCACCAACAUCCCCGCAGACGUCAGGAAAGAUGGUCCGGCUGCGGUUCUGGCGUAUCUGCGAGCGGAGCUGCGAGGAGCAGAGCCUUGCAGACUGCUGAAGCUGAUGGUGGUGGGUCCUCCACGGCAGGGGAAGAGCGCUCUGCUGGAGGGGCUGCAGACGAGCAAACCCUCAUCCUUCAUCAACACUGACCGCAGCAUCCACACGUCCGGCUGGGAUCUGGAGCGACCCGGAGGAGUGAAAUCUGCUGUUGAUUCAGUGUCCUUCAACGUGUGGGAUAUUGGUGGUCCGGCCAGCAUGUCGACGGUAAACCAGUGUUUCUUCACGGAUAAGGCUCUGUUUAUGGUGAUCUGGAAUCUGGCUUUGGGAGAGGAAGCCGUGGCCAACCUGCAGUCCUGGCUGCUCAACAUCGAGGCUCGCGCUCCUAACUCUGCUGUCAUCGUCGUUGGGACGCAUCUGGACCUCAUAGACACUAAGUUUCGUACGGAGCGCGUCGCCACACUGAGGGCCUACAUUCUGGCACUUUGCAGAACCCCCUCGGGCGCGCGGGCCAGCGGAUACCCCGACAUCACAUGGAAACACCUCCAUGAGGUGUCGUGUAAGACGCUGGAAGGCAUGGACGGACUCAGGAGGCUGUUGUUCCAGGUCGCUUGCUCCAUGAAGGACAUCAGCAACCCUGCUAGCUGUCACAAACUAGUGGGAAGACUGAUCCCCAAAAGUUACCUGACCCUGCAGGAGGCCAUAAAAGCAGAACGUCUGAGAAGAGAUGAAGUGGAUGAGGUCCAGUACCUGAUGGACUCAGAACUGGAGCAGAUCAUUGAGCAGAGUCCUGCCAGUGAUAUCAAAGAUUACGAGGAUCUGCAGACGGCGAUCAAUUUCCUCAUCGAGACUGGCACCAUGCUACAUUUCUCCGACACCAGUCAUGGCCUGUGUAAGCUCUACUUCCUGGAUGCUGUGUGGCUGUCCGAGUGUUUGGAGCGGAUCAUCAACCUGAGGGGCUCACGCUCUGUGGCCCGUAAUGGGGUCAUCAAGGCCGAGGACCUGCGCAUGCUGCUGGUGGGCACCAGAUUCACCCAGCAAACAGAAGAACAGUACUUCCAGUUCCUGGCUAAGUUUGAGAUCGCUCUACCAGUGGCCAGCAACAGUUAUCUGUUGCCCCACCUUUUGCCCCCCAAACCUGCCCUGGACAUCCACGGCUUUCGGCACCAGAGCAACAACUCCAUUCAGCGGCAUUUUAAGAUGAGCUUUGUUCCUGCGGGAUUCUGGGAGCGCUUUAUAGCCAGGAUGCUAAUUAGUUUAAACCAGAUGGACGUGCAGGCAUUCGAGACCAAAAGGCCCACGAAGAACCAAAGGAACCACAGUACGGUGAUCUACAGCUUUGCGGGAAAUCAGCAGCGCAAUCGCUGCAGCACUUUCCGCGUCCGGCGCAGUCAGACCAUCUACUGGAAAGAAGGGCUGCUAGUCACCUUUGAUGGCGGAUAUCUGAGCGUAGAGUCGUCUGACCUGAACUGGAAGAAAAAGAAAAGCGGAGGCAUCAAGAUCAUCUGUCAGUCGGAGACGAGGGAUUUCUCAGCGAUGGCUUUCAUCACCGAUCACGUUAACGCCCUCAUAGAGCAGUGGUUUCCUGCGCUGACGGGCAGUGAGAGCGAUGGCUCUCGUCUCAUAGAGCAGUACGCGCCCUGUCCGUACUGCAGCUCCGGACCCCGAGUGUCCGACCCGCUGCCUCUGUCCCGCUCCAGUCAGUGCACCGUCCACUACUUCAACAUGGAGGACUGCGUGCUGGCAGCCGUGGACAAGGAGCACAUCAGCUGCCCCAACCACCCCAAACAGCCCGUCCCGCUACAGGAGCUGGUGCCCGAGCUCUUCAUGACCGACUUCCCUUCACGGUUGUUCCUGUUGAAGAGUGACCUGCAGUGCAGUGAAGAUGCAGCAGAUAUCCUGGGACAGGGUGGCAGCGGCACCAUCAUCUACAGAGCCAAAUACAGAGGCCAUCCGGUGGCCAUUAAACGCUUCCACUUCAAGAAAUGCAAACAGCAGUCGCUCAACAGCAGCACAGACACCAUGAUGAAGCACCUGCAGUCGAUGGACGCGGCCCGCAGCUUCUCGGAGUUUCGUCAGGAGGCCAGCAUGCUCCACUCCCUGCAGCACCCGUGUAUCGUGGCUCUGGUGGGCAUCAGCAUCCACCCGCUCUGCUUCGCCCUGCAGCUGGCGCCGCUGGGCAGCCUCAACACCAUCCUGGAGGAGCGAGCCAAAGGUUCUCAGUACGUGCCGCUGGGUCACAUGCUCACCUUCAAAGUGGCCUAUCAGAUCGUCACAGGCCUGGCGUAUCUGCACAAGAAGAACAUCAUCUUCUGUGACCUCAAGUCCGACAACAUCCUGGUGUGGUCUCUGGAGCUGGAGGACUCGGUCAACGUCAAGCUGUCCGACUACGGCAUCUCGCGCCAGUCCUUCCACGAGGGAGCGCUGGGGGUCGAGGGCACACCCGGCUACCAGGCUCCCGAGAUCCGGCCCGGCAUCGUCUAUGAUGAGAAGCGUCCCCUGGCCGCUCCUCUCAUGAGACAGAUGCAGGAACCCAGUUUUGCUUGUCUCAGGUACCUGCUGCCCUGCCAGGAACACAGUCAGCUCUUCUUGUCCCCGCUGCAGGGCCACAACGCCGUCUUCUGGGAUGGAAACAAAGAUGACAGGAAUUACACGGUGGUAAACUUGGCCAAGGGGCAGGUGGAGGUGAAGAGGAUGCCAUGUCCGGGAACACGUCUGAGCUGCCAAAUGAAGAUGGAGAACAGCCUGUGGACGGCCACUGAGGAACAGGAAGUCUUUAUCUACAGCCUGAAAGAGAUGUGUCCCUUGAGUCACCCGCAGAAACUGCUCUCCUGUCCGGCUGUGGUAACCUGUCUCUUUUUACUGCCCGCCAGGAAAGAGUCUCUCGCGCAGGUGUUCGCUGGCAUGUCUGACGGUCUCGUGGUGGUUUAUUCUCUGGUAGACGACAUUCCUGUCGAAGGGGAGUCUUACAUCUGCUCGCACACGAUCAACAAGCAUCUUCUGAACAUGGAGGACUCGGACCCUCGGCAGCGUCCGUACGCUGUGCGCAACAUCGUGCCGGUGCGCUCCGGAUCAGAGGUGUGGUACACUAAUGGCCCCGGCGUGCUGGUCAUCGACAGCCUGGCGCUUCAGCCCAUCCGCCGCCUCGAGCCGUAUCUCCCGCCAUCCUGCGUGCUGUCCAUGGUCUCGUCUGCCAGCUGCUGGGGCGACGAGGCCGUCUGGUGCCUGGACGAUCACACCAACACACUUCUGAUGUAUCACGCCGCCAGCUACCAGAUCUGCGCUACAUACAACUGCAGCGACGCCAACCCGCUGCGGGACGUUUUCCCCGUGCAAAGGCCGGCCGGGGUUAUGACCCCUGUGACCCCUGAUCCUGAUAUAGAUGAAGAGUCUCUUCCGGCCGCCCUGGAGCCGGUGAAGGUGACGGUCACACACCGCGAGGACGCAGGAACACAGAUCUUGUGCCAGCAGGACUCGCUGGAUUACUGCUCCAUGACGUCCUCCGGCUUCAGCUCGGAGCAGCUGGAUCAGAUUGGCCAUUUCCCUCACAUCGAGCGCUCCAGCUCGGGAGCCCUCAGCUCUCUGACCAGCUCCAGCAGCAUGCCUUUAUCCGCAGACUUCGAGGAGACGGACAGACCGCCGGACGAGCCGGUUUCACCUGGAUCAUGUCCAUCCAGGAGCGCAACAGAUCCAGAACUAGCGGCUCAAAGCCACACACCAGUGCAGCUGAAGGCCUUGAACAUCAUUGCUGUCAACAGCACCAUCUGGGUGCCCAGGCGUGGAGGAGACAUCAUGGUGAUCGAGGUGCAGGAGCAGGCGGGUGCGCUCAGGGCUCGUGUGAUCGCCGUGUUGACGGCGCCUGGAGUGUCCGAGUACGGGACUCUGGCGGAGGCGGCGCUCGUCGCAAAGGACACCGUUGUGUGCGGCUUCCGUAACGAAAACAUGGCCUGGUGCCUGGCUGUCUGGAGGAGCUGGGGAGGCCGCGAGCUCGAGCUCUUCUACCAGGGAUACGAGGAGCUCGGCCGCUUGGAGAGCAGUCUGAGGAAAAGGAGGUAGCUGUGUAAACGCGUGUGUGUGACGGAGAAUCGACGUUCUGUGCGGCGCACACAGAUACAGGUGUUGAACGUGGUUACAGGAGCAACUGGAGGGAAUACACACACAUGUGGACUGUUGCUGCAGGCAAUAUAAUCCUGCCACAUACACAUUUCAGAUAUAUAUGUAUAUAUAUAUAUAUAUAUAUAUACACACACACACAUCCACAUAAACACAAACCGAUUGAAUGCCACACGCGCUGGAUGCAUAAACAUAUUUAUUCAGCCCUGGGCAUUUAGAAGUUUGCUGAUAUACGAGUACAUUAACUUUCAUGGACCAAGAAUGCAUCAGAAUUCAACGAAACUAAGGGGUUUUUGCAUUCAUGAGCUUGUGUGCGUGUGCGUGUGCAUGUGUGUGUGUGUGUGCGUGUGUGCGCACGCGUUUAAAUGCCAAGAAAGAGAUUUAUGAGAUGUGAUGCUGGUUAUCCGACUUGGUCAACUUUGUCUCAAGUUAAUCAGCAAACAAGAUGUGCCUAUGGAUGAAGGAUGGGCAGUUUUAGAAGUGACACGCAAUGAGACGAGAACCAAUGAAACGGCAGGCCUUGUGAAGCCCCGCCCACUUAGUGAGAUCAUAAUGGAGUGGAACAGUUCCCGCCCACUUUUUCAGCAGCAUUGGUUCCAGAAGUAUUUU
Molecule: messenger RNA, 6436 nt
Organism: Sinocyclocheilus grahami
Lineage: Eukaryota; Metazoa; Chordata; Actinopteri; Cypriniformes; Cyprinidae
Product: leucine-rich repeat serine/threonine-protein kinase 1-like
Exons: 30
Coding region: 248-5770 (1840 amino acids)
Biological process (GO): protein phosphorylation
Molecular function (GO): protein kinase activity; protein binding; ATP binding
Source: RefSeq, a predicted model, not a curated record